AUGGGAGACAAAAAGCAUGAUGCAGCACAUCCAACCGCAGACGAGGACCAUAAUGGUUAUAUAAUCAGACCAGACACAUUUGAUAGGUUUAAACCGACAAUUGCCAAAAAUUUAAUACUUGAACUUCUCAAAGCUAAGCUUGAUGGUUUAAAAUACGACUACGAAUUAUUUCCAGGUAUAUUAUCACUCGCCGAUUCCAUCCGUGAGGAGAUGAAAGAAAAAUUAAAGCUUAACAGAUAUAAAUUCAUUGUUCAAGUAACCCUUGGAGAACAAAAGGGACAAGGUGUAAAAGCUUCCUGCCGGUGUUAUUGGGAUGCAGACGCAGACAACUAUGCAGAAGUGACAUACUUCAACGAAAGACUGUUUUGUGUUGCUGUUGCAUUUGGAAUUUAUAAUUACUAA
This is a messenger RNA of Dibothriocephalus latus, 402 nucleotides long. NCBI's taxonomy places the organism in Eukaryota, Metazoa, Platyhelminthes, Cestoda, Diphyllobothriidea, Diphyllobothriidae. The record is from the annotation of a GenBank genome assembly.